Molecule: messenger RNA, 4950 nt
Organism: Striga asiatica
Lineage: Eukaryota; Viridiplantae; Streptophyta; Magnoliopsida; Lamiales; Orobanchaceae
Source: the annotation of a GenBank genome assembly
AUGAUUUCAACUCCUCUUAUUAGAUCCAAAAUCCUAAGCCAAUCUUCUAGCUUGCCCUCAAGAUCACACCCUCUAAUCCCUCUAUUCGACGAGCAUUUGCACGUGCUAAAAUCCGAACACGACUCGACCUCUUUACGUUCGAUCACCCAAAAGCUUCACGACCUCGAAAAAUUACAUAAUCACGUGCACGAUUUACUCCUUUUGCCCCACACUCGCCAAGUUUUCGCCCGAGAGCGCAACGAAAAAUGGGUCGAUGAAAUCUUGGAAGGAUAUCUUCGCCUCGUGGACUUCUGUUCCGUGGCUAAAGAUUUCUUGUCCCAUUCGAAAGAACAAAUUUCAAACUUUCUUUUCAUCCUCCGUCGCAAAAAACUCGACUCAGAAUAUGAUUUUUCCGAGUUCCUCUCGUCGAGAAAAUCGAUCAAAAAGAGGAUUCGAAAGUCGUUGAGAUCAUAUAUUAUUGGUAGCUUCAAGAACAAGCAAUCUUUUUCGACACUACUCGACAAGGAUGAUCAAGAAACAAUUUCCAUCAUAAGCAUGCUUAAAGAGACCGAGUAUUUGACGGUCGAUUUGUUCGAGGAGCUUUUGUCGAGCGUGGCUGGCGUGCGGCCGAGUGGCCGGUGGGCCCUUGUCGCCAGCUGGCUCAUAAAAUCGAGGAAAAAAUCGGGUGGGCGUUCAAAAAGCGCGAGUCUUGAAUUCGGAGAUUUGGAUGCUUCAUUGAGUAAAUUUGUUAGUAAAUGCGAGAUGGGCUCGAAAAUCGAGGACUUGAAGCAGCAGUUGAGGGAGAUGGAGUUAGUUAUUGCAGUUGUUGAGGAAAGAUUGGAGUGUAUGUUCAAACGUUUGAUUAAAUCAAGAGUUUCACUGCUUAAUAUGCAGAGCCAGUAUACCUCUAACCACACCCGAUCCCUUAGCUUGCCUUCGAAAUCGGACCCCGUUUUCUCACAAUUCGAAGAAACCCUAUCGAACGUGCGAAAUUCCGAGUCCUCGUGUUCAUCACUUCUGUCGAUGAACAAUAGUCUUGUCGGCCUCAAACACUUAUAUUCCAAAAUCGACGACUUGCUUCAAUCGCCACACGUACAACAAUUAAUCUCCCGAGAAUCGCACAUGAAAUUUGCCGACCGAGUAUUGGAUGGCCACAUCGUCCUUUUGGACGCUUGCACGACAGCGAAAGAUCAUGUAUCGCUCGCGAAGCAGAGUGUACAACAGCUACUUUCCGCCGUGAGACGGAAAGACGCGGAUAGCGUCCAUUUCUAUCUCAACUCAAGAAGAAAGUCGAAGAAAAUGAUCCGCAAGUCAUUGAAACAAUCGAGAAUUUUUGUGUCACGGGAGAAAGACGGUGAGACGAUGAAUGAUCUGGCGUAUAUGCUUAAAGAGGCUGAGCUAACCGGUGUUAAAAUGCUCGAGUCCUUGUUGUCGUAUUUGAUGGGGACUAAUAAUAAAGUGCAAACGAGAUGGGCAUUGGUCUCGAAGUUGAUGAGUACCAAGAAAAACGAGUCGUGUCAAAAUGAGUUUGAAAAAAUCGACGUUUUUUUGCAGUCGAGCAGUCUAGGAGAUUUACGGGUUGAUGAGGAGAUUAUCAUUAUGAGUGAGUUGAAACGAACGGACUCGAGCAUCCAAAAUCUCGAAGAAGAGCUCGAUUGCUUAUUUAGGCAAUUGAUUAAAACUAGACAAAUCACCAUGAAAUCCAUAAUCAUAAGCCAAACGCGUUCUUCUAGCAUGCCUUCGAGACCUUACCCUCUACUCCCCGAAUUCGAACACCAUUUACAAGCACUAAAAUCCGAUAACUUCCCCACCUCUUCUUCAUCUUUGUCCUCAAUCUCCGAAAAAAUGAACAAUCUUGAACAAAUACACGAUUUUAUCGACAAUUUACUUAUUCUCCCACAUACCCACCAAAUUUUCACCCGAGAAAGGCACGAAAAAUGGGUCGAACAAAUCAUGGACGGAUAUCUCGGCCUAGUGGACGCUUGUGCCACAGCUAAAGAUUUCAUCUUCCAAUCCAAAGAUUACAUUUCGAACCUCCUUUCAGUCCUCAGGCGAAAGCGCGGCUCGGUAGAUCUUUCCGAGUUCAUCUCCUCAAGAAAGACGAUCAAGAAGCAAAUACAAAAAUCGUUGAGAAAUAUCGGUAGAUAUAAAAAGAACUCCCCUGUUUUAAAAACAGGGGACAAAGAUCAAGAAACAAUUGCAAUCAUCAGCAUGUUGAAGGAAGUCGAGUCGAUAACUUUAGAGUUGAUUGAGGCACUUUUGUCGAGCAUUUCUGGUUCGAAAGACAGUAAAUGGUCCCUAGUUUCGAAGCUUAUGGGGUCGAGAAAAGUCUCGUGCCACGAGCAUAAGAGUUCGAUGCUCGGGUUUGAAGAUUUGGAUGCUUCUUUGAGUAAAUUUGUUAGUAAAUGCGAGACGGGCUCGAAAAUCGAGGAGUUGAAGCAACAGUUGAGGGAGAUGGAGUUAGUUAUUAGAGUGAUAGAGGAAAGACUGGAGAGAUUGUUCAAACGUUUGAUUAAGUCAAGAGUUUCACUGCUCAACAUGCAGAGCCACAUGCCUUCGAGACCUUAUUACCCUAUAAUCCCCGAAUUCAAACUCCAUUUGCAAAAAAUGAAAUCCGAUCAUUUCCCCACCUCUUCUUCUUCAUCUCUAUCCUCAAUCGCCGAAAAAAUGAACAAUCUCGAACAAAUACACGAUUUUAUUGACAACUUACUUAUUCUCCCACAUACCCACCAAAUUUUCACCCGAGAAAGGCACGAAAAAUGGGUCGAACAAAUCUUGGACGGAUAUCUGGGCCUAGUGGACGCUUGUGCCACCGCUAAAGAUUUCAUCACCCAAUCGAAAGAACACAUUUCAAACCUCCUUUCAGUCCUCAGACGAAAGCGCGGCUCGGAAGAUCUUUCCGAGUUCAUCUCCUCAAGAAAGAUGAUCAAGAAGCAAAUACAAAAAUCGUUGAGAAAAAUCGGGAGCUAUAAAAAGAACUCCUCUGGUUUAAAAACAGGGGAGAAAGAUCAAGAAACAAUUGCAAUCAUCGGUAUGUUGAAGGAGGCCGAGUCGGUUACUUUAGAAUUGAUCGAGGCACUGUUGUCGAGCAUUUCUCGUUCGAAAGACGGUUCGAAGCUAAGUAAAUGGUCUCUAGUUUCGAACAUUAUGGGAUCGAGAAAAGUUUCGUGCCACGAGCACGAGCACAAGAGCUCGAUGCUCGAGUUUGGAGAUUUGGAUGCUUUGUCGAGUAAAUUUGUUAGUAAAUGCGAGACGGGCUCGAAAAUCGAGGAUUUGCAGCGACAGUUGAGGAAGAUGGAGUUGGUUAUUACAGUUAUUGAAGAAAGAUUGGAGUGUUUGUUCAAACGUUUGAUUAAGUCGAGAGUUUCACUUCUUAACAUGCAGAGCCAGCUAACUAUUCGACUAUGUCGACAAUUUACUCCUUUCGCCACAUACCUAUCUAGUUUUUUCCCCAAAAAGCCAGGAAAAAUAGUUCGGCGAAAUCUCGGAGGGAUAUCUCGAGCUAGUGAACAUUUGUGCCACGACGAAAGAUUUCAUCGCGCAUUCAAAAGAAAGCAUUCUAAACAUUCUUUCCAUCCUCCGACAAAAACAAGCCCCGGACGAACUUUCCGAGCUCAUCUCCUCAUGAAAAAUCGGAAAAAAGAAUAUAAGAAAGUCGUUGAGAAAUAUUCGUGCUUUGAAGAAAAAAUUCUCGGCAAUUAUGAUAAAGAAACCAUUGCCAUUGUUCGAAUGUUGAAGGAAGUCAAGCUGAUGAAGAUUGAUUUGAUGGAGGAUUUGUCGUUAAGGUCAUUGGAGGCUAAAGAGUUGGUUUUUCUUAGUCACGAAAAGAGUUUCGUGCCGACAUCACAAAAAUGCACGGAAUUAUUCGGAUUUGGAGAUUUGGAUUCGGCAUUGCGUAAAUUUGUUCAUCCGAGGACGUCGAAGUCAUGUGAAACAGGCUUGCGAGUUGACGAGCAUCAAAUGCAGUCGAGAGAUAUCAAUUUGAGAGAUAUCGAUGCAAUCAUUCGAGUUGUUGAAGAAAGAUUAGAGUGUUUGUUUAAGCGUUUGAUUCAAUCAAGAGUUUGUUUACUCAACAUGAAUAGCCAUUUCACGAUGAAGUCGAUAAUUCUAAGCCAUAUGCGUUCUUCUAGCAUGCCUUCAAGACCUUAUUACCCUCUAAUCCCCGAAUUCAAACUCCAUUUGCAAAAGAUAAAAUCCGAUAAUUUUCCCACCUCUUCUUCUUCAUCUCUAUCCUCAAUCGCCGAAAAAAUGAAAGAUCUCGAGCAAAUCCACGAUUUGAUCGACAACUUACUUAUUCUCCCACAUACCCACCAAAUUUUCACCCGAGAAAGCCACGAAAAAUGGGUCGAACAAAUCUUGGACGGAUAUCUGGGCCUAGUGGACGCUUGUGCCACCGCUAAAGAUUUCAUCUCCCAAUCCAAAGAUUACAUUUCGAACCUCCUUUCAGUCCUAAGGCGAAAGCGUGGCUCUGAAAAUCUUUCCGAGUUCAUCUCCUCAAGAAAGACGAUCAAGAAACAAAUACAAAAAUCGUUGAGAAAACUCGGGAGCUAUAAAAAUAGCCCCUCUGUUUUAGAAACAGGGGACAAAGAUCAAGAAACAAUUGCAAUCAUCGGCAUGUUGAAGGAGGCCGAAUCGAUUACUCUAGAGUUGAUCGAGACACUUUUGUCGAGCAUUUCUCGUUCGAAAGACGGUUCGAGGCUAAGUAAUUGGUCCCUAGUUUCGAAGCUUGUGGGGUCGAGAAAAGUUUCGUGCCACGAGCAUAAGAGUUCGAUGCUCGGGUUUGAAGAUUUGGAUGCUUCGUUGAGUAAAAUUUUUAGUAAAUGCGAGACGGGCUCGAAAAUCGAGGAGUUGAAGCAACAGUUGAGGGAGAUGGAUUUGGUUAUUGCAGUGAUUGAGGAAAGAUUUGAGAGUUUGUUCAAACGUUUGAUUAAGUCGAGAGUUUCACUGCUUAACAUGCAGAGCCAGUUGUAG